AUGGAAAAAAUGACCGAAGAAAAGUUCGAUCCUAUACUGUUCUCGAUGGCACAGCAGAUGCCCGGCGGUGUACCGGAUCUGCUUGACAUUCUGUUCGGUUUUCUUGCCAGGAAGACCGAUUUCUAUACUGGUGCUGGCGUGGAUGAAGCACGAAGCUUGCUCUUGAAAUACUUUGAAAAGCAUGGAAACGAAGCGAUAGAGAAAGCUGCCGAAUUGAAAAGGAAAAAGGAAGAACAAGAACGCAAACUCGCUGAAAAACGAGCUGCACAGAAGGUAAAGGAGGAGGAGGAGUUCAGGGCACAGGCCACCAGCACCAGCAAGAUUGAAGAAAUCUCCGACGCAGAAGCCGCUGAAUUCGAGAAACAGCAAAAUGGUCAGCACGCUGCAGCUGAAACGGAAAGUUCAGAGACAAAGAAAUCCGAAGAUAAAAAGCUAGCAGAGGACGAGGAUGAAGAAGACGAGGGUAAACUUCGUCCUAACAGUGGUAAUGGUGCUGAUUUGGAACACUAUCAAUGGACACAAACGCUGCAGGAAGUCGAGGUGCGAAUUCCGUUUACAGUUGGUUUUCCACUAAGAUCAAGAGAUGUCGAAGUCAGUGUGGAGAAGACACAUUUACGUGUAGGUUUGAAAGGCCAUCCUCCCGUCAUUGAUGGGCCUCUGUUUCACGAGAUCAAAACUGAGUCCUCAGCUUGGGUACUUGAGGAUAGGAAGGUUGUGGUUGUCUCAUUCGAAAAGAUGAACGGAAUGGAAUGGUGGAAGUAUGUGGUCAAGGGUGAACCAGAAAUCAACACCAAGAAAGUGCAGCCAGAGAACUCGAAAUUAUCCGAUCUUGAUGGCGAAACGAGGAGUAUGGUCGAGAAGAUGAUGUAUGACCAGCGCCAAAAAGAACUUGGUUUACCAACUAGCGAAGAGAAGAAGAAACAAGAUAUUCUGAAGAAAUUCAUGGAACAACAUCCAGAAAUGGACUUCUCACAGGCAAAAUUUAGUUAAAGGCUCACAUUUUGCGCCAUUCGAGUUGUCUUUUGUUUCAUUUUGUACGUUUGAAAGCCGAGUGUUUUUCCUGCUGGUAUCGUAUUUUUUUGUUGUGAUUUCAUAUUUGUCUUGUUGUUUUUGAGUAACCGUUUUAUCAAUGAAACUUUUCUU
Molecule: messenger RNA, 1143 nt
Organism: Cylicocyclus nassatus
Lineage: Eukaryota; Metazoa; Nematoda; Chromadorea; Rhabditida; Strongylidae
Source: the annotation of a GenBank genome assembly